AUGAUUGAAGGCUCUAAUCCCAUUCGCCCCUUACCGCCGGCUCUUCAGAAGGUGGCUAUCGAGGAGCUGAACGAAGUGCCAAGUCGAGUGGAAUCAGACGUAGCUACCUUGAAGGAAUGGCUGAAGAAGCAACCUCAUAUCUGUGCCUGUCUCGAGGAUCAGUUCCUGGUCAGCUUCCUCAGAGGAUCCAAGUUUAGUCUGGAGAAGGCCAAGCAAAAGAUUGAUCGCUUUUACAGCUUGCAAGCGGUAAUACCUGAGGUCUUCAACGAACAUCGCUUGGCGGAUGAUUCCCAGGUGCUGGAGAUUAUCCGAAUGGGGGUUAUCUUGCGCAUUCCCCUUGACAAAGAGGAUACCGGGCCAGCUGUGACCAUAAUUCGAGCUGGUUCCUAUGAUAUCAAUAAAUUCAAGUUCCAGGACAUCAUUCGAGUGGGUUCCAUGUUUGGCGAGAUCAUGAUGCUGGAGGACGAUAACUCCUCGGUCAGUGGAUACCUGGAGAUUAUGGACAUGAGUGGAGUCAGCGGAGCGAACCUGUUUGCCCUCCAGCCGCAACUUCUCAGCAAAUUCUCGGCCUAUGCAGACGAGGCAAUGCCAACGCGCCAGAAAGGAAUCCAUUUCAUCAAUGUGCCCAAGGCUUUUGAGAUCGGCUUCAAGUCACUGCUGGGAUGGUUUCCGGAUAAAAUUAAAGAGAGGGUCUCAGUUAGCUCCGACCCAGAGGCUAUCUUUGAGCGAGUUCCCAAGCAUUAUCUUCCAGUGGAGUAUGGAGGUACUAAAGGCACCAUGAAAGACAUAACCACCGAGAUGGAGGCUAAGCUCUCCAGUUAUCGCAGCUACUUUGAGGAAUGCCAGCAUUUCGGAACAAAUGACAAGUUGCGCGAAGAACCCUUGAAAUUGGAUCCCGCAGAGAGCCACUUCGGGGUAGAUGGCUCUUUCCGCCGGUUGGUCAUCGACUGAAUCGGUUAAAAUACCUGUAAACUCAUCUGGGCCAUAAAGCCAUAAUAAAACGCUUUCGAUAA
This is a messenger RNA of Drosophila eugracilis, 1013 nucleotides long. Its product is annotated as alpha-tocopherol transfer protein. The transcript is spliced from 3 exons. Lineage: Eukaryota; Metazoa; Arthropoda; Insecta; Diptera; Drosophilidae. Gene Ontology annotation, cellular component: membrane. The record is from RefSeq and is a predicted model, not a curated record. The coding region runs from base 1 to 951 and encodes 316 amino acids. Gene Ontology annotation, molecular function: phosphatidylinositol bisphosphate binding.